This is a messenger RNA of Tachysurus vachellii, 2457 nucleotides long. RefSeq names its product galanin receptor 1b (gene galr1b). NCBI's taxonomy places the organism in Eukaryota, Metazoa, Chordata, Actinopteri, Siluriformes, Bagridae. Gene Ontology annotation, molecular function: galanin receptor activity. The record is from RefSeq and is a predicted model, not a curated record. The transcript has 3 exons. Bases 281 to 1321 code for a protein of 346 amino acids. Gene Ontology annotation, cellular component: membrane. Gene Ontology annotation, biological process: neuropeptide signaling pathway; positive regulation of cytosolic calcium ion concentration; negative regulation of adenylate cyclase activity.
UAAAUUUUACGCAUACAGAACACACUUCAGCAGCAGCACACACACACACGCACAGAUAUGCCAUGCUUACUGAAACAUAAUACACAUUAUCUAGUGCACCUUAGUCUGUCUUUAGCACGCGCAUUAGACGUGGAUCGGCUUUCCUUCUGCUAGAUCUCCAACAUUGGGAUAGUUUACAAGAAAAGGAAAAUGCAAGUAUUUUGAUAAUUUUUAUUUUCACUUGGUUAAGGACAUAAUCCGACCUGUGUUCUUUCAAGUGGAAUAAACUACGCCAGGGAGCAUGGUUUUAUUCAGGAACGAAACGCUGUGGUCUGAGGAUCAGCUGGACGCGAACCACACGGACAACGAGCCUCUCAGUCCGGAGGUGGUGAUCGUCCCGGUUAUAUUCGGAUGCAUCUUUUUCUUAGGGAUUGUCGGGAACACUUUGGUGAUGGUGGUCAUCGGGAGGAUCAAGUCGAGGCGCUCUAGAAGCACCACUAACAUUUUCAUCCUAAACCUCAGCAUAGCGGACCUUUCUUUCCUCCUCUUCUGCGUGCCUUUCCAAGCCACCAUUUACUCGCUCCCCGAGUGGGUUUUCGGCGCCUUCCUGUGCAAGUUCGUGCACUACGUCUUCACGCUGAGCAUGCUGGUGAGCAUCUUCACGCUCGUCGCUAUGUCCGUGGACAGGUACGUGGCCGUGGUGCUUUCUAAGAAGUCUCCGUGCAUACGGAACCGCAGGAACGCGCUCGCCGGGGUGUGUGUUAUCUGGGCUCUGUCGUUCGUCUUCGCUGUGCCAGUGGCGCAGCAUCAGAUUCUGACUAAUCACCCGGAAGCCCCGAACAGCUCAUUCUGCUGGGAGAUUUGGCCCGAGCCUGUGGCCAGACGCACGUACAAAGUGACCAUUCUGGUCAUUGGGUAUCUGUUACCGCUGCUUUUGAUCACAUGUUGCUACACCAAGGUGUUGUAUCACCUUCAUAAAAAAAUAAAGAAUAUGUCCAAGAAAUCGGAGCGCUCAAAGAGAAAGACAGCGCAGACUGUGCUACUGGUUGUGGCAGCAUUCCUCUUCUGCUGGAUGCCCCACCAUAUAAUUGCCAUGUGGGUGGAAUUUGGAGACUUCCCUCUGAACGAUUCCUCCUUCGCGUUCCGCAUAUUGUCGCACUGCAUGGCCUACGGAAACUCCUGCGUCAACCCCAUUCUCUACGCCUUCCUCUCAGAGAACUUUCGGAAAGCCUGCCGACAGGUCUUCACCUGCCAUCUCUUCUACUCGCCCCCACCUGUGAAGAAAAUAGCACGGAUUCGGAUGGAGAAUUUCUCCACCACACACUCCACAACCAACCUGUGAGAGAAUACAAGCUCUGUGAUGCUGAAACUGAGCCUCCUUGAAAAUAUUCUACUUCAAAAUAGACCACAAUCCGUAUUCAGUUGAAGAUUAAUCCCUUCGCUGCUAUUCAAACUAAAAAAACAGCGGUGCAUGUAGGGCUUGCACAAAUGCAGGCUGGAAAUUCAUCAGCACGAAUAGCUUUAAAAAAAGAAUGUUCUACAGUUACGUCUUCACAAGGUAGACUUGAGAGCUGAAAGCUGAAAGAGUAAUCCUCAAGAUACGUUUUCAUGUCCAGAGCAGCCAAGAGAAGGCGAAGCUCUGUUUUGUUAUGUAAAUGAAAAACAUCCAUGUUGUUAACUUCAGUGUUAAGUUUAUAUUUUUUCCAGUGAAACGUGAUUUGCAUAUGCUAGUCUACGAUAUUUGUGUCAUAAUUUGACUUGUUUACAUGGUUAAACGUGUUGUGUAAUGUGCAGACUACAGUCAUUGUCAGGAUAAAAGGAAAAGCAACAUGAACAUGGACUUUAUCACAAUCCCUUUAACAUUCCUCACAUCUCAGGCCAUGUCCACACACACAUACUGAUACAUAGAAAAUUACAUAUAUAUUUUGUAAUUCUUAAUUAAUCUUAAUAGUAAUCUAAACAGCAGCUUAUAUGAAAGAAAAGAGAGGUGCUUAUUUGUUGUUGUUUUAUGAUAGAUCCAUGAUGGUCACAUGAUCCUUUUUUUUAAAUGAGCCAUCUUUUUGAUUUUUUUUUUUUUUUUUAAUUUUUUAAAUUGAUUUAGCUAAAUUUAUCUGUUAAUUGAGAACACUUAUCUGCUUUUUCAGUUAAACAUAUCACAUCUAAACAAUACAUAAAGCCUGUGCAACUACUGUACAAUGAAUAUUUUGUGGUUUCUUUAUUUGUGCUGGAGUAAGGUGCAUCAAACCAUGGGAAACGUUCGAAGUGUGCAAAUUUCCAUGUUCAGUUAGCGUACAUAAUUUGUAUCAAGCAUCAUCAGUCUUAUGGAAGCCUUGAAUCACAGGUGCCAUCAUUUUUUACAUUUUUGUUCACACUUAUUUCAAGCAAUGGAAUUUAUUUUCAUUUUAAUAUCUCACUAUACCAACUUACUCAUUUCGAAGAUGUCAUUAUUUCCAAUAAAUAUCUUAUUUUGAUAUAUAA